Erythranthe guttata (spotted monkey flower) is the source of this 1420-nucleotide messenger RNA. The record is from RefSeq and is a predicted model, not a curated record. NCBI's taxonomy places the organism in Eukaryota, Viridiplantae, Streptophyta, Magnoliopsida, Lamiales, Phrymaceae.
AGUAUUCCCCUCCAAGAUUUGGAUGGACCUCCACCGUCACCGUCCAGUCGACGCCGGCGGAGCUAACGAGGCGGCGGCGGUGGGCCGUGAUGACCCAUCAUCUUCUUAUUCCACCACCACCACCGCCCCACCCUACAAAUCCCUAGGUGGAGGAGGUAUGGCGGCGGCGUUUCCAUUCACAUGUGCACAGUGGAAAGAGCUGGAAAGACAAGCCAUGAUUUAUAAGUACAUGAUUUCCUCUGUACCGGUGCCCCCCAAUCUUCUCUUCCCACUCUCAAGAACUGAUAACUAUUCUCCUUCCUCCUUGGUGUACAAUGGUGGAGGGUAUUCGAAAAACGGAGAUCUGGAGCCCGGUAGAUGCAAGAGGACAGAUGGCAAGAAAUGGAGGUGUUCUAGAGAGGUGGCUCCCGGCCACAAGUACUGCGAGCGCCACCUUCACAGGGGCCGCCCCCGUUCAAGAAAGCCUGUGGAACUUGCUAAAAACGACGCCGUCCUUCUUCCUAACAAGAAAACACGCCUCCAACACCAACAUCUCCCAAUCUCCACUCCCACUACUUCCCUACACUUAGCUGCUGCUUCUGCAACAACAACAACUACUACACUUCCUAAAUCAGAUCCCACCAUUUCUUCUUACAAGGGUUUCAAUAGGGAUAUGGGGUUUGGAUUUGCAAACGAGGGGUCUUCAAUUUACGGCUCGACUCCCAUUUUCCAUCAAGAUUACUACAUGGAUCAACUCCAACUGAAUAUGCUUCCUUAUAAUCCAACCAUGGAAAUCGGGCCCCAAGCAACCGGUUUCAUCGAUGCUUGGUCAACUGACAAUCUCAAUACCAACAACCAAAACAACAAUGGCAGCAACGAAUACUCGUUAUCUUGGAUGAACCGUGGAGAUUUCUCCCCUUCGCUCGAUUUAUCCAUAGCCAUGGCUGCCGGGAACUUCAUAGACUCCGAAAUGGGGAAUGUCCGAAUGGGGGCCGAUCACGAAGAGAACACCAUCAAGGAUUCGGAUUCGAGUAUGCCGAGCCCUGUUUUUUGGGAGCCGUUUGGGAGAGGUGGGCCGCUUGCGGAGGCUCUGCAGGUAACUUCCCCUCGUGAAUGUUCUAUCGGCACGCCAGCUACUACUGUUUCAUCGCCUUCCGGGGUUGUUUAUAAUAAUAAUAAUAAUAGUAAUAGUAGAACUGAUCAUGGUAGUGUUUGCAAUAGCCCUACUUUCCACAGGUUCAGUUAGUUUUACAUUAGAAGAUAAGCAUUCUCUGUUUUUAUUUUUUUAACUGUUUUGUUAGAGGGAAUACAAUUACAGUAAGUUGAGCUUUAAUGUUGAAAAGCUGUGUUUGGAUGAGAGGACAUAUUAAUUUUGUAUCCCCACCACCAACUAUGGUCAUCUUCUUGAUUUAUUUAUCACCGGGCCAGUUUUAAUUUUUUU